GCCGCCCGAGCGGGCCCCGCGCCUCCUCAGCUGCCCGCACCGCUCGUGCCGGGACUGCCUCCGCCACUACCUGCGCCUGGAGAUCAGCGAGAGCCGCGUGCCCAUCAGCUGCCCCGAGUGCAGCGAGCGGCUCAACCCGCACGACAUCCGCCUGCUGCUGGCCGACCCGCCGCUCAUGCACAAGUACGAAGAGUUCAUGCUGCGCCGGUACCUGGCCUCGGACCCCGACUGCCGCUGGUGUCCCGCCCCUGACUGCGGUUAUGCUGUUAUUGCCUAUGGCUGUGCCAGCUGCCCAAAACUAACCUGUGAGAGGGAAGGCUGCCAGACUGAGUUCUGCUACCACUGUAAGCAGAUAUGGCAUCCAAACCAGACCUGCGAUAUGGCCCGUCAGCAGAGAGCUCAGACUUUACGAGUUCGGACGAAGCACACUUCAGGUCUCAGCUAUGGGCAAGAGUCUGGACCAGAUGACAUCAAACCAUGCCCACGAUGUAGUGCUUACAUUAUCAAAAUGAAUGAUGGAAGCUGUAAUCACAUGACCUGUGCGGUAUGUGGCUGUGAAUUCUGCUGGCUCUGCAUGAAAGAGAUCUCCGACUUGCAUUACCUCAGUCCCUCUGGUUGUACAUUCUGGGGCAAGAAGCCAUGGAGCCGGAAGAAGAAGAUUCUUUGGCAAUUGGGCACAUUGAUCGGUGCUCCAGUAGGGAUCUCACUCAUUGCUGGCAUUGCAAUUCCUGCCAUGGUCAUUGGCAUUCCUGUUUACGUUGGGAGGAAGAUUCACAGCAGAUAUGAGGGAAGAAAAACCUCCAAACACAAGAGGAAUUUGGCCAUCACAGGAGGAGUGACCUUGUCAGUCAUUGCAUCCCCAGUGAUUGCGGCUGUUAGCGUUGGUAUUGGUGUCCCCAUUAUGCUGGCAUAUGUUUAUGGGGUUGUACCCAUUUCUCUCUGUCGUGGAGGUGGCUGUGGAGUUAGCACAGCCAAUGGAAAGGGGGUGAAAAUUGAGUUUGAUGAAGAUGAUGGUCCAAUCACAGUGGCAGAUGCCUGGCGGGCCCUCAAGAACCCCAGCAUUGGAGAGAGCAGUAUUGAAGGCCUGACUAGUGUGCUAAGCACCAGUGGGAGCCCAACAGAUGGACUCAGUGUUAUGCAAGGCCCUUACAGUGAGACAGCCAGCUUUGCUGCCCUUUCCGGAGGCACCCUGAGUGGCGGUAUUCUCUCCAGUGGCAAGGGAAAAUACAGCAGGUUAGAAGUCCAAGCCGAUGUCCAAAAGGAAAUUUUCCCCAAAGACACAGCCAGUCUUGGUGCAAUUAGUGACAACGCAAGCACUCGUGCUAUGGCCGGUUCCAUAAUCAGUUCCUACAACCCACAGGACAGAGAGUGCAACAAUAUGGAAAUCCAAGUAGACAUUGAAGCCAAACCAAGUCACUAUCAGCUGGUGAGUGGGAGCAGCACAGAGGACUCGCUCCAUGUCCAUGCUCAGAUGGCAGAGAAUGAAGACGGUAAUGGUGGUGGUGCUGGUGGUGACACUGGUGGCAGUGGUGGCAGUGAAGAGGAUCCCCCUUGCAAACACCAAAGCUGUGAACAGAAAGACUGCCUGGCCAGCAAGGCUUGGGACAUCAGCCUGGCCCAGCCUGAAAGCAUCCGCAGUGACCUAGAGAGCUCUGACACACAGUCGGAUGAUGUGCCAGACAUCACUUCAGAUGAGUGCGGCUCCCCCCGUUCCAAUGCUGCAGCCUGCCCCUCGACCCCCAGAGCCCACGGUGCACCAAGCCCAAGUGCCCACAGGAACCUCACUGCUCCAGCGGAGAGCCAGACUGUUCUGAAGCCAGAAGACUGUGAAGUGGAAUGAAGGCUCCUGCUCUGAGAAGCACACUUGUUGUAACUGCAUCUUUUAGAAUCUUUUUUGGGGGAGGGUGGGGAUUUAUGUAUUUUGUUUAAAGAUUCUCUGGUCAGGGUUCCCCCAGGGAAGUUCUGAGAAAUUUGCAAUUUCUUACCAGAUAAAAAAUGAAAUUUUUGCCUCUAAUAUCCCUCCCCUUAUCCCCUUGUUUUUAGUUUUAAUUUAUUGGUUAAACUGAUGUUGGCAAUCUGUGAGGUGUGUCAAAGAAUGUACAUAUGUAUGUGUGUAUAUUGUAUGUAUGCUAACAUAUUAUUGAUGACACAUUUUAAUAAAGACUUCUGUGGUAGUUCA
This is a messenger RNA of Myodes glareolus (Bank vole), 2179 nucleotides long. RefSeq names its product ring finger protein 19B (gene Rnf19b). NCBI's taxonomy places the organism in Eukaryota, Metazoa, Chordata, Mammalia, Rodentia, Cricetidae. Gene Ontology annotation, biological process: protein ubiquitination. Gene Ontology annotation, molecular function: ubiquitin-protein transferase activity; zinc ion binding. The record is from RefSeq and is a predicted model, not a curated record.